This is a messenger RNA of Trichoderma aggressivum f. europaeum, 3456 nucleotides long. RefSeq lists its product as uncharacterized. Gene Ontology annotation, cellular component: peroxisomal membrane; endoplasmic reticulum membrane. The transcript has 2 exons. Gene Ontology annotation, molecular function: protein binding; hydroxymethylglutaryl-CoA reductase (NADPH) activity. NCBI's taxonomy places the organism in Eukaryota, Fungi, Ascomycota, Sordariomycetes, Hypocreales, Hypocreaceae. The record is from RefSeq and is a predicted model, not a curated record. Gene Ontology annotation, biological process: coenzyme A metabolic process; ergosterol biosynthetic process; isoprenoid biosynthetic process. The coding region runs from base 1 to 3456 and encodes 1151 amino acids.
AUGAAUCCCUCCACGCUGCUCCCCCGCCGCUUUCGCGGGGAGCCGGCUCCGAGCCAAGCUGCUGCCCCCUCGCGCCUGAACAAGAGGCUCACGCCGCUGAUCCAGUUCCUGGCCAAGGUCGCUUGCUCUCAUCCUAUACAUACCAUUGGUGUUAUUGCUCUCCUGGCCAGCACGUCCUAUGUUGGUCUGCUCCAAGAGACUCUGUUUGGUGGCACUGCCAGCGUGAGCAAGGCAGAAUGGACGUCGCUUGCGGAAGGCAGCAGAGACUUGAUAGCUGGUCCCGAGACUGGCUGGAAAUGGCAAAAUGUAGAGCAGAGCACUGGUUCCUUUGACGAGGCUGACCACCUUGCCCUCUUGACGCUUGUCUUCCCCGAGAUCGUCUCUACGGAUGCGGUUGUUGCCGCUCCUCACUCUCAUGCCGUGCCUACUCCUUCAAACCUUUCAAUCACCACCUUGCCCGCCACCAUCAACUCAUUUGCUGCCUAUGCGCGUGACAGCGUUUUGGCUUAUUCUGUUCCCUACGAGCAGGCACCAGAGUUCAUCACUGCUGCUCAAGAGAUUCCUCUCGAGAAUGCUCAGGAGACGGAGACUCAGCAUGGUCGUGAGAAGAAGAUGUGGAUCAUGAAGGCUGCCAAGGUCGAUGCCGGCAACAACCUCGUGCUUUGGGUUCGCGAUUCUUGGUCCAAAUUUCUUGACUUGUUGAAGAAUGCUGGUGGCUUGGACAUUACCAUCAUGGUCCUUGGCUACCUGGCCAUGCACAUCACUUUUGUGUCUCUUUUCCUGUCUAUGCGCCGCCUGGGUUCCAACUUCUGGUUGGGCACAACCACACUCUUCUCUUCUACUUUUGCCUUCCUUUUCGGCUUGGCCGUUACUACUAGCCUUGGUAUUCCCAUCAGCGUUCUCCUUCUCUCCGAGGGUCUUCCUUUUCUGGUUGUUACCAUCGGUUUUGAGAAGAACAUUGUCCUCACCAAGGCUGUGUUGAGCCACGCCAUCGAGCACCGAGCCCAGGAGACCAAGAAGGGAAAACAAGUCAAACAGGAAAACGUCAUCUCGUAUGCCGUUCAAGCUGCCAUCAAGGAAAAAGGCUACGACAUCAUCUGUGACUACGCCAUUGAGAUUUUCGUCCUUGGUCUCGGCGCCGCUUCUGGCGUUCAGGGCGGCCUCCAGCAGUUCUGCUUCCUGGCCGCCUGGAUUCUCUUCUUCGACUGCAUUCUGCUCUUCACAUUCUACACCGCCAUCCUGAGCAUCAAGCUUGUCAUCAACCGCAUCAAGCGACACGUUGAGAUGCGCAUGGCCUUGGAAGCUGAUGGCGUCAGCCGCCGAGUUGCGGAGAAUGCCGCCUCGAGUGCUGACGGGCCCAACUCCAAGGAGGCUUCGCUGUUUGGCAGAAAUGUCAAGAGCAGCAGUGUUCCCAAGUUCAAGGGCCUGAUGGUUUCUGGUUUCGUCUUGGUCAAUCUCAUCAACAUUGUCACCAUUCUAUUCCGCAACGGCGCUUCCUUUUCCAACAUUCGUUCAUUGGUGGGUGGUCUCAGCGGCGUUGUCAGUACGCCUCCCAUCGAUCCGUUCAAGGUCGCUUCCAACGGUCUCGAUGCCAUUUUGGAGAUUGCCAAGGCCAAGGGCUCUGCCGUUCUCGUGAGCAUCAUCACACCCAUCAAGUAUGAGCUUGAGUAUCCUUCGAUUCACUACGCCCUGCCCUCGGCUACUGCCGAGCCAUCUGAGGGCCAGCUCUUUGGCGUCGGAGGUCGCGUUGUGGGAGGUCUCCUCAGCAGCCUGGAGGACCCUGUGCUCUCCAAGUGGAUCGUGGCCGCUCUCGCCCUCAGUGUCGGUCUCAACGGCUACCUCUUCAAUGUGGCCAGAUGGACUAUCAAGGACCCCAACACCCCAGACCACCAAAUCGACCGCAACGAGCUGGCUCGUGCUCAGCGCUUCAACGAUAACCCUACCGUUAACUUGCCUCUUGGCGAAUAUGUGCCCCCCACCCCCCAGCAGACUCAGCCGGCUACUCCUGCCAUUACGGAUGACGAGAGUGACACCGAGGCUCAAGCGAGGCCCAAGGUCGAGGUUGAGAACCGUAGCCUGGCCGUCUUGGAAAAGAUGCUCGCUGAGAAGCGCAUUGCCGAAAUGACAGACGAGGAGGUUGUUGAGCUAUCGAUGCGCGGCAAGAUCCCUGGCUAUGCUCUCGAAAAGACUCUCAAGAACUUCACUCGCGCUGUCAAAGUUCGCCGGACCAUUAUCUCUCGCACCCGGGCUACUUCUGAAAUCACCAGCGUCUUGGAGAACUCCAAGCUGCCCUACAGGCACUAUGACUGGGAGCGUGUGUUUGGAGCUUGCUGUGAAAAUGUCAUCGGUUAUAUGCCCAUCCCCGUCGGCGUUGCUGGUCCUCUUGUGAUCGAUGGACAGAGCUUCUUCAUCCCCAUGGCCACUACUGAAGGCGUUCUUGUCGCCAGUACCAGCCGAGGCUGCAAGGCUAUCAACUCCGGAGGCGGUGCUGUCACUGUUCUGACUGCUGAUGGCAUGACCCGUGGACCUGUCGUUAGCUUCGAGACUCUGGACCGUGCCGGUGCUGCCAAGCUGUGGCUUGACUCUGAAGAGGGUCAGAACACGAUGAAGGCGGCUUUCAACUCGACCAGUCGGUUUGCCCGACUACAGACGAUGAAGACGGCCAUUGCCGGCACCAACCUGUACAUUCGCUUCAAGACCACCACCGGUGAUGCCAUGGGCAUGAACAUGAUCUCCAAGGGCUGCGAAUACGCUCUCAACGUGAUGCAGAACGAGGCCGGUUUUGACGACAUGGUCAUUGUAUCUCUCUCUGGUAACUAUUGCUCGGAUAAGAAGCCUGCCGCCAUCAACUGGAUCGAGGGCCGUGGCAAGAGCGUUGUCGCCGAAGCCAUCAUCCCCGGCGAAGUUGUGCGAAGUGUCCUUAAGACGGAUGUCGAUUCUCUGGUUGAGCUCAACACGUCCAAGAACAUGAUUGGAUCUGCCAUGGCCGGUGCGAUGGGUGGUUUCAACGCCCACGCUGCCAACAUUGUCGCCGCCAUGUACCUCGCCACUGGUCAGGAUCCCGCCCAAGUCGUGGAGAGCGCCAACUGCAUUACCAUCAUGAAGAAUCUCCGCGGCUCUCUCCAAAUCUCCGUCUCCAUGCCCUCUCUGGAAGUUGGCACUCUUGGCGGUGGCACCAUUCUGGACCCUCAAGGCUCCAUGCUGGAGCUGCUCGGUGUUCGAGGAUCUCACCCCACCAACCCUGGCGACAACGCCCGCCGCCUUGCCCGCAUCAUUGCCGCGGCAGUCCUGGCUGGCGAACUGUCCCUCUGCAGUGCCCUUGCUGCCGGCCACCUGGUCAAGGCUCACAUGGCGCAUAACCGAAGCGCUGCACCUUCAGGGGCCCCUUCAAGGGCCAUGACCCCCGCCCCAUCGUCAGUAUCCUUGGCAAUGUCCAACGGAACUGCGCGGAGGUGA